Messenger RNA from Vitrella brassicaformis, 2157 nucleotides. The record is from the annotation of a GenBank genome assembly. Lineage: Eukaryota; Vitrellaceae.
UCUUUCGGGUGGCAGCGGGGACGUUCAAUGGCAUUUCCCCGUUCUCGCCCCCCAGCCAAACCCGGUGGAUGAGUCAAAGCUGGCUAAAUCAUGCAGGCGCCUUUCGAAACGUGUGUAUAUAAUACAUCACAGCCCGAGCCUCCGCGAUCCCGCGAGACACGAGCUCGCUCAUUUGCAUACACUGGUGGGUUGAAAGCAUCAAUCUCUCAGUGCGACCAUCGAUUGGCUCUCUCACGUCUCUAUCUCGAAUACAUACGUUCUGUGACUGGCUACAGCGCAGGACAGCCACUGGGCUUCCGUCGAUAACGUAACCUCCUCGAAAUGCUUCGGUCUACUUCGGUACAUCCCGAGGCACAGGUCGAAACAACUCAACGGCUUAUUUCGGGAAGGUGUAAUAUCCCAGAGAGACCCCUCUUUUUGGUGAAGAAAACUCACAGCUGUAAGACUCCUCAAUGGCACCAUGGACCCGCAAUUCUCUCCAUGCUGCGACCAAAGAGACCCAGACAAGUCCCACGCCUUCUAUUUCCGACUGAUUGUUUACCUUCGCAUAUUUCAGGCAUCCUGAUCAAUGGGAUCAAAGUAAAACGACAUCAAACGUCUGACUGACGUGCAAUGGUUCAUAUCUGCAUACCCAGGGGCAGUCGUCAAAAACAAGAAUGUUCCUUUCGGACGCCAUUCGCCGAAAGUUCCUGCGAGGAGAACUUGUGAAAAAACUACUGUAUACAUUGAUGACUUACGAAAGAUCGCUCAGUGCAAUAUCACGGGUAUGACCUGCACGGAGAGAACAAGAUGGGGUGCAUCACACGCUUCGGUCAUAUGCACAUCACGACGUCCGUACCUCCAUCGACAAGCAUCAAGUCGCAUGUGACGUCUGGGUGCGUCCGAUGAAAUUCCGGGACCGUAAUCCUGGAGUCCCCGAAAGCUAACGUGAAUCGAUGGCCGUAACGCUUUGCAAAGAGUUCUGUACAUAGAGAUGUAAAGAUGAAGAUGCAAAACGCGCCAGGUGAUUACCUGCCACUUUGCGAGUAUAUGGAUGCCGUCCUAUGUCAAAAGAUACCACACGAGCCUUUUGGUUGCUCGUCAGCCUGCAGAAAGACAAACACUCGCAGACGCAUGCCUUUUCCAACAACGGAUAGGCAACAUGUGCAGCUUAUCACAUGUAGCUCGAAUGCCCGGUAUUGAAACCUUCGUGACAUAAUAUCGCGAUUGAUUUCAUUGAUUCAUUUUGUUGAGGCAACGGAUUUGCAUUCGUGUUUAACGCACCGAUCUCACAAAUAGUCUUCACGAAUGGGAGUGAAGCCAAAUCGACGAACCUGACCAGUCAGACAGGAGCCGUACAGCAUGGCCAGCCGUCUGUCAUUCGGCCAGCUCACGUCCGGACUUGCUGGGCAAUUUGAAAACAUCCUCCUGAGUGAGAGACACGACUGAAAGCAACUCAUGACCUCGACUUCCUCUUGUCUCUUCCCUUCGAGCGCAUGAGAGUAGGGUUGCAGUGUGUCUUGCAUGUCGUGGUACAGCUUCAUGUUUGGAGUAGGCGUGAAAACGCAAAUGAAGAAGACACGAAGCUCAUACACUGCCAGCGCGCUUAUGUACUGUCAUACCGUCGCAUCCAGCGAACUGAGCAGAUCUUCUGGAGGAGGUAACUUGCCGUUGAUACCUUUGAUGAACUGUUUACAGUCUGGCGAAACGCCGCUGCGUAUCGACUGCAGGAAGGAAGCAACGAUAUGCCUGCCGUGUGAACACGUGGCCGGGUUCUUUCUCUAUUCUUUGACCUCGAUGAAACUCUCCGGCAAAAGUGUUUGAUUCAUGGGAAGAACGUCAUCUGCCUGGCACUGGCCGACCGAGAAGAAACCUGGAUGAAAACAAGAUCGCACAUCGCAUCGUGACGCCAAGGAUCACACACUGGCUGCCGUCCAUCUAUCGUCGGGGCACCGACGGAUUCUUCUGCCGUCUUAUUCGUCUGGUAGCCGAUGCCACCGUGCUUGGAACGAGGGCUGAUGGUGGAGAUAUCCCUAUCAUCAGAAACGCUUCUUACCUUCGAGUGUCCCAAGCGAAUCGCCGCGCCAGAGCACAGAGUAGCUGCGAGGACGAUGGCGACAGAAAACAGCAGCAGCUGGCCUAUCCUCGCUACUCGACUCAUCUUUACUGGUUUCAAGU